AUGCCAUCCCAGAAUGAGACCAUUCUGCGUCAUCCUAAGGCAACUUGCCUUGGUUCUAUCAUGGCUAGGAGGCGGAUCGACUUGGGACUGCUAGUUUCACAAGAGAUGGCUAUGAGAGCCAAACAGACGCAGACGUCUUUGCCUUUUCCUAUUCUGAUCACCGAGUUAUGCCAGCGUGCUGGAGUACCCCGAGAUCCUGCUAGAGAUAUAGAGGUUGACAGGAGGAGAGCAGCUCUAGCAGAUACUUCUCCAGAGGUCGAAGUUGACUCAUUACCAGCAAAGGCACCUUCGUCCACUCCGGCUUCGGAGCCUUCAGGUAUACCCGCUCCUUCUCCUACUUCACAGACUCCAGGUGCUUCCUCUUCCUCCCAGCCUACCAGAAUCACUCAUGCUAUGAUCCUGAAGAUGGGGCAGCUGGCCUAUUCAGCGGAUGUGAGGGCGACGCGAUUGGAGAGAUCCAUCCCAGGGAUCAUUGACAGUGUCAUCUUGACUGCACUGACCCCCUUCAGGACCACUGUUGAUGAUCUGACUGCCAGAGUCACUGCUUGUGAGAGCAGACAGGGGGAGACAUCUGAGGUUUCAGUAUUAAAAGCCAAAAUAGCAGAGUUGAAAAAUGACGUAGCCUAUUUGAAGGCUAUCGACUACACCACACUGAUGCAGGGAGCAGAUAAUGAGGAUGCUCCUGAGACCGGAGAUGUGCAGAGGGAUGAUGUAGGGCAUUCGGUAACUCAGACAGUGCCGACUGAGACGUCCACAAUAGCUCCUAGUGGAUCUGGCAUUGUUAGUUCGUCUGAGGCUACUCCGAGUACUAAGACCCGUGAACAGAUAGAUGCACCAAGCACUGAUGCUCAUAUUCAGACCCCGAAAGAUAGAGAGACUGCAUAG
Solanum tuberosum (potato) is the source of this 885-nucleotide messenger RNA. RefSeq lists its product as uncharacterized. The record is from RefSeq and is a predicted model, not a curated record. The coding region runs from base 1 to 885 and encodes 294 amino acids. The transcript has 3 exons. Lineage: Eukaryota; Viridiplantae; Streptophyta; Magnoliopsida; Solanales; Solanaceae.